Messenger RNA from Tachysurus fulvidraco (yellow catfish), 526 nucleotides. RefSeq names its product phospholipase A2, group IB (pancreas) (gene pla2g1b). Gene Ontology annotation, biological process: phospholipid metabolic process; arachidonate secretion; lipid catabolic process. The transcript is spliced from 4 exons. Gene Ontology annotation, molecular function: calcium ion binding; phospholipid binding. Bases 66 to 512 code for a protein of 148 amino acids. The record is from RefSeq and is a predicted model, not a curated record. Lineage: Eukaryota; Metazoa; Chordata; Actinopteri; Siluriformes; Bagridae.
UCCUCCUCAUCCCUUGUUCUUUUCAAGGCUUUACAGCAGCAGUAAGUUCUCACUCUUUCAGAAUCAUGCAUCUGUCCUGGAUUCUUCUGAUGACCACAGUGUGUGUGGUGUGUGGCGAGUUUCAGCCUCGUGCACUCUGGCAGUUCGGUAAAAUGAUCACGUGCGUGCAGCCGAACGUGAAUCCGUUCAUUUACAACAACUACGGCUGUUACUGUGGAUUUUCUGGAUCCGGAUCUCCUAAAGACCAAAUCGAUCAGUGCUGUCUGAUACACGAUAAGUGUUACGAGAACGCUCGGAAACAUCCAGAUUGUCCCGGUGUAGCCAACCUGCCGUACGUCAAAGUGUACAACUUCAGCUGCUCUGAUAAAACCAUCACCUGUUCAGCAUCCAAUGAUAAAUGCCAGGCCAAAGUGUGUGAGUGUGAUCAAGUCGCUGCAAACUGCUUCUUUCAGCAUAAUCACACUUACAACCCCAACAACAAAAACCUCCCGAGUGAAGAGUGCAAGAACUGAGAGACACCACACCC